This is a messenger RNA of Rhineura floridana, 3308 nucleotides long. It is a transcript of the gene JUN, whose product is annotated as Jun proto-oncogene, AP-1 transcription factor subunit. The coding region runs from base 1013 to 1960 and encodes 315 amino acids. The transcript is spliced from 2 exons. Gene Ontology annotation, molecular function: RNA polymerase II cis-regulatory region sequence-specific DNA binding; DNA-binding transcription factor activity, RNA polymerase II-specific; transcription factor binding. NCBI's taxonomy places the organism in Eukaryota, Metazoa, Chordata, Lepidosauria, Squamata, Rhineuridae. Gene Ontology annotation, biological process: regulation of cell population proliferation; regulation of cell cycle; regulation of transcription by RNA polymerase II. The record is from RefSeq and is a predicted model, not a curated record. Gene Ontology annotation, cellular component: transcription regulator complex.
GCUGAUAAGUGUUGGGCUCCACGCUGGGAAAGAGCUCAGAGUGGGAUUGAGUGUGCGGCAGGAGAACGGCGGACGAGAAGGAGGAGGAGGCAGCUUAAAGCGACAGUGGCAGCGCUCUCGAGCAAACGGCACCAGUAGAACCCCACGCAGGAGAAGCAGCAGCCGCCGAGCCAGGGCCGGUUCCAAGCUCUAGCCGCCAGCAGGACGCAGGGUCAGCCAAGCCACUGCUUGAGACACUGUUGCCCAAAGAGAAGAAAAAGCAGCCACAUUCCCGCAAUAAAGUAUACCGUUGGGGUCUGGCUGGGCUCCCUUCCCUUUUCCAGGACGGGGAAGGUGAACUUGCCUGAUUGGCCACCCCUCUGAAGCGACAAGUGCCUGCUUGGAUCACUCGAUCCCUUCUUUCCUGGGUCCCGAAGAAGCUGACGCUGUGGAGUUUAGGACACCUUUCUAGCCGCCGCCUACAAGCACACAGCGGGGAGUAAUUUAAGUUAUAAGAACUUUCACUUAAAAAAAAAAAAAAAUCUUCGGAGCGAGUCAGUGGCUGGACUGGGCUGUUCUUGAAAGCUGCUCCGGAAAGGAGGAAAAGGGGAGAGACCGCAAAACAAGUGUGUUUGAAAACUCGCUAACGCUCCGGCACAGCUCAGGACCCUCCCACGACGAGGAGGGAGGGCGAAAAGGGGGGGAAGGAGGACCUUAAAAAGUUGUUGGACUAGCGAACCUUCGCCCCCCUCUUCGGAGUGAUAAGGAAGCAGCCGCGAGGGGUGUAAGAAGCCGCGUUUAACUCUUGGGAUUCCUUGGCUCAGAGAGGGAAUUCGGCGCUUUGAAAGACAACUUUUUGUGGGUUGUUCUCCUAAGCUCACGACUUUGGAACUGCUGAUCACUCUGAGCCGCCUUAGGUGAAAAGCCGCUGCUUGUCAAAUCCAUCCCUUCUUAUCGGAGGUGCGAGGGAAACGGGGACAUACAAGCCAAUGCCUUGUGGCAAACAAGAGCACCAACCUGUGGACUGUAUUCUAUGAGUGCAAAGAUGGAACCUACAUUCUAUGAUGAUGCCAUCAAUACGACCUUUGUACAGCCAGAAAGUGGUACUUAUGGAUAUAACAACCCCAAGGUGCUGAAGCAGAGCAUGACUCUCAACCUGGCCGAUCCUUCCAGUAACCUCAAGCCCCACCUGAGGAACAAGAAUGCUGAUAUCCUGACCUCUCCAGAUGUGGGCCUCCUCAAGCUAGCCUCUCCUGAACUAGAAAGGUUGAUUAUCCAGUCUGGCAAUGGACUGAUCACCACUACUCCGACCCCAACCCAAUUCCUCUGCCCCAAAAACGUCACUGACGAGCAGGAAGGGUUUGCUGAAGGCUUUGUCAGGGCACUAGCAGAGCUGCACAAUCAAAACACCAUGCCUCCCAGUGUCACUUCUGCUGCCCAGCCUUCAAACACCGGCAUGGCCCCUGUCUCUUCUAUGGCUGGAAACAAUGGCUUCAGUGCCAACUUGCACAGCGAGCCUCCAGUCUAUGCUAAUCUCAGCAAUUUCAAUCCCAGCGCACUUAACACAGCACCUAACUAUAACACAAGCAACCUGGGCUAUCCUCCGCAACAUCAUCUAAACCCCCAGAUGCCAGUGCAGCAUCCACGCCUUCAAGCUCUGAAAGAAGAGCCUCAGACUGUCCCCGAAAUGCCUGGGGAGACUCCUCCUCUGUCGCCUAUUGACAUGGAGUCCCAGGAGAGGAUCAAGGCUGAGAGGAAGCGCAUGAGAAACCGAAUUGCGGCCUCCAAGUGCCGGAAAAGGAAGUUGGAACGGAUUGCCAGGUUGGAAGAAAAAGUGAAAACUUUGAAAGCCCAGAACUCAGAACUGGCAUCCACUGCCAACAUGCUGCGAGAGCAGGUUGCGCAGCUGAAGCAGAAGGUUAUGAAUCAUGUCAACAGUGGGUGCCAGCUAAUGCUCACACAGCAGUUGCAAACUUUUUGAAGAGACUGAAAAGUAACUGUGAUGAGGCAAAACUAAGCAAAAGAAGAGGAAUGUUGGGAGGUAGAAAGCUUCACUUGGGAGGGCGGGAAGAAAAGGCUGAAAGGCAUUGAUUCCAGAGAGUGCUCUCUUCCCCCAAAGCAUGUGUGGAGAGACUGGUGGCGUGCCUUUUGGCCUGAGGUGGUGGCAAACCAGUUGACAGUAUAGUUCUACAGCAGUGCUGUUCUGUUCAGAUGUGGCACGAAGACUUUGUGUUUUCUUUUUCUUUUUAACAUUGACCAAGACCUGCAUGGACCUAACAUUCAGUGAUCAUUCAGUAUUAAAGGUUAAACUGCAGUAGACACUGUAGAUUUGCUUUCUCUAGUACCCCUUUUAAAAAUGGGGAGGGAGUGUGUGGGAGGCUAACAACAGAAGCUGAAUUAUACUGCUGCCUUCAAGUCGAGUUGUGUAUGUACAUAUAUAUUUUUUAUUUUAUGACAGCUGAUUAAUGUCAAUAAAACUACUUCAUGGCUUUGUAAGUUAUUUUUAUGUUUGUUUGGGUUCUACCCAGUAUUGUCUGUAAAUAAGAGAUCUUUUUAGCAAUCUCAUGAUUUUUCCAUUUGUAAUAAAGUAUAUAAUUUUUUUAAUAUUCUGUUCUGAGCAGGAAAUGCAUAAAGGGGUUGAUAUAUUUUAAAAAAAUAAAUAAAAUAUCACCUACUUUCUUUGAUCAGUACCGAUAAGUCAGGCAUACACAAAAUCUACUGGUAGCUACUCCUGUAAAGAAGGGAGGGGGAACCAAGCCAGUUCUAUAACAGUGCAAUCCUAUACAUGUCUACUUAGAAAUAAGUCUCAUUGAGUUCAGUGGGACUUGUUCUCAGAGCUACAUUGAUACAGGGUUGCAGCCUUAGCAACAAGUGGCAUUCCCGAUUCAGGAUAAAUCUGUUUGUCUCUUAAGGUGCCAUAAGACAGUUUCUUGUAUUCUCUAUAACUGGAAUACAAGACAACAAAUUAAUUAUCCUAUGUGGUGGAAAGAAACAUCGCUUCUGCCUAUUCUGGUCAAUUUAAAUUGCAAUUUGUAUAAAGAACUAAUGACACCGUUUUUUUAAAAAAAAAUGAAGAAAAGUGGGAUGGGGGAAACUUGAGUUCUGUUAAAUCCACUGCCCUGUACCAUGACCUAUCAUUGGUCAUUUCCCAUUUAACUGCUCCAUGUUAAACACUUCUUUGCCUGAAGACGAGAAAAUUUUCAAAAAGGGAACCUUCAUAUGGCAAUUUGUCACCUUCAUGUUUUUGUUAUCUAAAAGAUGGUCUCUGUUAAUAAGUAUUUAUGACAAUGCCUGUUGUCCAAUAAAGUCAUUCUAUUACUCUUUCAAAA